AUGGCGAGUUCCGAUCGACUACGUCGCGAGUCUGCGGCAUAUAGAGCAUAUGUCGCUAAGGGACGCUUGCCGCAGAAUGCUCCUGCUUGGCAGACAGACGCUCAGGGACACAUCGUAAUGUACUGUGGCGAGAUGUACUGUCGCACGAGCUUGAACGGCGCUCUAUGCGGCAAAAGAUUCUCACGGUUCGAACAUCUCAAGAAGCAUGCACAAAGUGUACAUGGCGCCUUGACGCCCGGCAGCCACAAAAGGGUCUUCGGGGGUACUGGUUCUCGCAAAGCGGCACAAGGUAAGCUCAGAAGACACGCAAGCACGGCAAUUAUGUACUUACUCUUCGAUUACAGCAUUCUACACCGACUUGAUGAAGGAGGAAGACUAUGAGGGCAAACAUGAGCCGCAAGACGAGCUGCAAGACGAGCCGCGACGACUUCGCAGGUCGCGGCCUACUCGUGCAAAGCCAGGGUUUGUGACGUCUGAUGGACAGGCGGACGAUGAAGUCAUUCAGGAUCACGAGAAUUCGGAGGACGACGCGUACCUUAUAGGUCCGGUGACGGCUGGGCGGACUCGCGCUCCUCAAGCAGACCCUGUCGUGGCGGCUCGAUUAAUUCGCAGAGAUUACGGCAACGGAUUCAGCGCCGCAAGUUUAGGACCGGGUUCGCAGAGCAUCGAUAUCGGAGACCACAUGGAUGAAGAGGAGGGUCGCGGACACGCCAAACAGGAGUCUACAGGCCGCAACGCCAAGCGGAAAGACGACAGGAUGACUCGGCCACUGCAGAAUAACAGCCAAGCAAGUACGGCUCCGGCACUGAUUGCGCCUCAUGUGCAAAAGCGCAGACUAGCAGCGCCGCUGUCCUCAAGGUCGGAAUGCAUCAUUAUCGGCGAUGGUGAGGAAUAUGAGGCAGACCAGGAGCGCCGUCAGGCAUCGACAGGCAUUCAGCUGCAACAGCAGCCCAGCGUCAAUCGUCGCAGUGGAGAUCCGGAGUUCGAUAAGGAGGAUGAGGAGGAACUUCAGCUUGCGCUGGAUGAAGUUCACAUCAAGGGACAGAUCCAGCAGAGUCAGUUGGAGACUCAGCUCCAGGAGAUUCAGCUGAAGCGAAGACUGGCUGCUCUUAAGAAGCGCAAGACGAGUAGGCGAGCAGUGUUUUAG
This is a messenger RNA of Lecanosticta acicola, 1147 nucleotides long. The record is from the annotation of a GenBank genome assembly. NCBI's taxonomy places the organism in Eukaryota, Fungi, Ascomycota, Dothideomycetes, Mycosphaerellales, Mycosphaerellaceae.